Molecule: messenger RNA, 4274 nt
Organism: Leptonychotes weddellii (Weddell seal)
Lineage: Eukaryota; Metazoa; Chordata; Mammalia; Carnivora; Phocidae
Gene: NRXN1
Product: neurexin 1
Source: RefSeq, a predicted model, not a curated record
UCUGUCUUUCGGGGGAGGGUGGGUGGUGACAAGUUAGAAGCUCUUGCGGCAGGUCCCCGCCUCCAGGAUCGGGCUUCCCCUGCAAAGGGACGAAGCAAAGGUAUAAACACCUCGCUCCGCAGCAUCCCGACCUGGAGGGGCUGUGCCCGCGGGCCGAACCCACCAGUAUCCCCGCCUGAGGACGGCCCGCCGCUCUCCAUGGUACUGCGGAGAGCUCAGCUCCGCCCUUCUCUUUCAGAAGGACAGCACCCGGCGUCACGUAACCCAGCCUUCUCAGGCUCUACCACCGCCUCCUCCUUCCCAGCUCUUUGCCUCUCUUCCUCCUCCUCCUGCUCCCCUCCGUUGCCUGUUUUCCCCUCCCGCACUCCUGGAGAUAGACGCUCAAGCCUGACGCCUCUGAAAAGGCAGCGGCAGUCGCCUUAUCCACAGACCUCAGGAAAUUCGCUUUGACCGAUGCAUGCUUCAGGCUCUGGGUCGAGCUAAGGGGAAUAACCGGGCAGAUUUUCUGGGUCCUUAUAAAAAGACAAAACCAAAAUGCAUCACCAACACACAACCAAUUGAUAUGCUGGCAUCUUAGCUUGGCCUUGCAGAGGGAGAGAGGAAAGAAGAGGAGCUGUUGUGACAUCUAACAGCUUCUGGCUAUUCCACAGCUUCUGGGUUCGAACCCUACUGUUGGGGAGGGGAAAAAGAGAAGUAAAAUCCAUCCUGUGAGGCCAUGCAUAAGGAAUUCUGCGUUGGCUACAGUGGUUCAGGAAGUCCAUGAUAUGACAAGAAGCAGGCCUUUGAAGCUACUCAGGGGUUAAGUGGUGCCGUAAAGAGGCAAGGAACCUGUCUCUUCCUUCCGGUUUGGGACACCACAUCUGGAGGAGAAACACUUGAGGUAUCCAAGGAUCCUGGUUCAUUGCUGGCUUUCUUGUACUUCCCUGAAAAGUAUUCUGAACAGACUCUAUCUGCUUCGCUUUUGCCCGGUACCACUGAUGGUACCUGGCAGAAAAUAGUAUUUGAGGAGUGAAGCAUCUCUUGACACCACUGAUGCCCUUGAACUAGGUCAUCGGACUCAAAUGGAUAAGUGACUUCCCUUGACCUUCUGUUAACGCCUUUUCCAGAACGUUGCUUCCAAAGUGUAUCCUCCCUUUGGUCUGGAAGAUCUGCUGCUGCCCUGUACCACUGGGGUCUACGUUUUCCAGUUGGGAGGGGACUAUCGGGAGAGAGGGAGGGGUUGCUGGAAGAAGAAGAAGAAAAAAAGAGCUAGAUAAAGGAGGGUGCAUCCCUCCCCCUCCUGCCCAUCCCUUUACCCUACUUGUUUCCGGACCCUUAUUUCUACACCACGGUGUCCAGGACCAUUUUGACCCUGUCGGCCCCGGCACCCCCCCGCCGCACCCCAGCCCCGAGCAUGGGGACGGCGCUUCUCCAGCGCGGGGGCUGCUUUCUCCUGUGCCUCUCGCUGCUGCUCCUGGGCUGCUGGGCAGAGCUGGGCAGCGGGCUGGAGUUCCCGGGCGCUGAGGGCCAGUGGACGCGCUUCCCCAAGUGGAACGCCUGCUGCGAGAGCGAGAUGAGCUUCCAGCUCAAGACGCGCAGCGCCCGCGGCCUAGUGCUCUACUUCGACGACGAGGGCUUCUGCGACUUCCUGGAGCUCAUUCUGACGCGCGGCGGCCGCCUGCAGCUCAGCUUCUCCAUCUUCUGCGCGGAGCCCGCCACGCUCCUGGCUGACACGCCGGUCAACGACGGCGCAUGGCACAACGUGCGUAUCCGCCGGCAGUUCCGCAACACCACGCUCUUCAUCGACCAGGUGGAGGCCAAGUGGGUGGAGGUCAAGUCGAAGCGCAGGGACAUGACGGUGUUCAGCGGCCUCUUCGUGGGGGGGCUGCCCCCGGAACUGCGCGCUGCGGCGCUCAAGCUGACGCUGGCCUCUGUGAGGGAGCGAGAGCCCUUUAAAGGGUGGAUUCGCGACGUGAGGGUCAACUCCUCCCACGCCCUGCCUGUGGACAGCGGCGAGGUGAAGCUGGACGACGAGCAGCCCAAUAGCGGUGGGGGGAGCCCGUGCGAGGCGGGUGAGGAGGGCGAGGGCGGGGUGUGCCUCAACGGAGGCGUGUGCUCCGUGGUGGACGACCAGGCGGUGUGCGACUGCUCGCGAACCGGCUUCCGCGGCAAGGACUGCAGCCAAGAAGACAACAAUGUGGAAGGUCUGGCGCACCUGAUGAUGGGCGACCAAGGUAAAAGUAAAGGAAAAGAAGAAUAUAUUGCCACUUUCAAGGGAUCUGAAUACUUCUGCUACGACUUGUCUCAAAACCCCAUUCAAAGCAGCAGCGAUGAAAUAACUUUGUCCUUUAAAACUCUUCAGAGGAAUGGACUGAUGCUUCAUACCGGGAAAUCGGCUGAUUAUGUCAAUCUCGCCCUGAAAAAUGGAGCUGUCUCUCUGGUCAUUAAUUUGGGAUCGGGGGCCUUUGAAGCACUAGUGGAGCCCGUGAAUGGAAAGUUUAAUGAUAAUGCCUGGCAUGAUGUGAAAGUCACCAGGAAUCUGCGUCAGCACUCAGGCAUUGGACACGCUAUGGUGACAAUAUCAGUGGAUGGGAUUCUUACCACAACGGGCUACACGCAAGAAGAUUAUACCAUGCUGGGGUCUGAUGACUUUUUCUAUGUUGGAGGCAGUCCCAGCACAGCAGACCUUCCAGGGUCACCAGUCAGUAACAACUUUAUGGGCUGUCUCAAAGAGGUUGUAUAUAAAAAUAACGAUGUAAGGUUGGAAUUAUCUCGACUUGCCAAGCAAGGAGACCCUAAGAUGAAGAUCCACGGAGUGGUAGCAUUUAAAUGUGAGAAUGUUGCAACUUUGGACCCAAUCACCUUUGAAACCCCAGAGUCUUUCAUCUCUUUGCCUAAAUGGAAUGCAAAGAAAACAGGCUCCAUAUCAUUUGAUUUCCGCACAACAGAGCCAAAUGGCCUCAUUUUAUUUAGCCAUGGCAAGCCAAGACACCAAAAAGAUGCCAAGCACCCUCAGAUGAUAAAGGUUGACUUCUUUGCUAUUGAAAUGCUAGAUGGCCAUCUCUACCUCCUCCUGGACAUGGGGUCAGGUACAAUAAAAAUCAAAGCCCUACAGAAGAAGGUGAAUGAUGGAGAAUGGUAUCAUGUGGACUUCCAGAGAGAUGGACGGUCAGGUACCAUUUCUGUCAACACCCUGCGUACACCCUACACGGCACCUGGUGAGAGCGAGAUUCUGGACCUGGAUGAUGAGUUGUACCUGGGGGGCUUGCCGGAAAACAAGGCUGGCCUCAUUUUCCCCACCGAGGUGUGGACUGCCCUGCUCAACUACGGCUACGUGGGCUGCAUUAGAGAUUUGUUCAUUGACGGCCAGAGCAAAGAUAUCCGGCAAAUGGCUGAAAUUCAAAGUACUGCUGGAGUGAAGCCCUCCUGCUCAAGGGAAACAGCAAAACCGUGCCUUAGCAACCCUUGCAAAAACAAUGGCAUGUGCAGGGAUGGGUGGAACAGAUAUGUCUGUGAUUGUUCCGGAACAGGCUACCUUGGCAGGUCCUGCGAGAGAGAGGCAACGGUUCUGAGCUAUGAUGGGAGUAUGUUUAUGAAAAUCCAGCUCCCAGUGGUGAUGCACACAGAGGCCGAGGACGUGUCCUUACGGUUCCGAUCCCAGCGUGCCUACGGCAUCCUCAUGGCAACCACCUCUAGAGACUCGGCAGACACCCUCCGCCUGGAGCUGGAUGCAGGGCGUGUGAAACUGACGGUCAAUCUAGAUUGUAUCAGGAUUAACUGUAAUUCCAGCAAAGGUCCCGAGACCCUUUUUGCCGGCUAUAACCUCAAUGAUAACGAAUGGCACACAGUGCGUGUGGUCCGUCGAGGAAAAAGUUUAAAGUUAACCGUGGAUGACCAACAGGCCAUGACAGGUGACUUGUAUAUAGGAGGAGUGGCUAAAGAAACAUACAAAUCUUUGCCGAAACUUGUCCAUGCCAAGGAGGGCUUUCAAGGCUGCUUGGCAUCAGUUGAUUUAAACGGACGACUUCCAGACCUCAUCUCAGAUGCUCUUUUCUGCAAUGGACAGAUUGAGAGAGGAUGUGAAGGACCCAGCACAACCUGCCAAGAGGACUCCUGUUCUAAUCAAGGUGUGUGCUUACAGCAGUGGGAUGGCUUCAGCUGCGACUGUAGCAUGACUUCCUUCAGUGGGCCACUCUGCAAUGACCGUAAGUGCCUCUCUGAGUAUGGACUCAGAUGGUCAUCAUUGCUUCCAGUUACUGUGUGAUGCCCAGAGUCUAAAACUAGGAGUCUUUGUA